Molecule: messenger RNA, 798 nt
Organism: Daldinia decipiens
Lineage: Eukaryota; Fungi; Ascomycota; Sordariomycetes; Xylariales; Hypoxylaceae
Exons: 1
Source: RefSeq, a predicted model, not a curated record
ACUUUCCCUUAUUCUCAUUCAUCUUCUUUUCAUCCUCCUCCUCCUCGCCCUCAUCCCCAUCCUCAUCAUCAGACUCGCCCACCGGCCACGGCCGCAAUUCCGGCGCAUACGCCCGCCACUCCGCCCCCAGCGGAGUAUCAAUGCCAUCCACCAGGUCCCUGUCGUCGACGCGGGAGCCCUCGGGCGUCACCCAAUACCCCGUUAUCGGCGGGGUCUCGCACGGAGCUGCAUACGUCGCCGGGACGUCUUCCGGGAACAGGGUCUUGGCGCGGCCUGCGCCCCGGGUCCUGGGCGGCGGUCCUCCGGCUUUCGCGCUGGCGGGCGGGCCGGUCGGGUCUUGCCGCUGGCGGUCGUCGAAGGACAGCCGCGGCGUGCCGGGGUUGCUGGGGAGCGUGCUCCGCCACUGGCUGGCGCCCGGAGAUGCGGCUGGCUUCGCGAACCGGGUUGGUGCUGUCGGCGUGGGACUGGCUAGGUCCGGGCUGCCGUCGGGGGGCGAGCCCGAGGACGUCCGCGGGGGACGUGGGGUCUGCGCCUGGGGGGUGGAUGAAGAGUCUUUGGAGGGCUUCUCUGGCGUGUUGUCCGUGGUGGGAGGGUUUGCUGGGCCCGGGGAUUGAGUAUCAGACUUCAGAGAAGUGCCCGGGCCGUGGGUCGCGUACCAGUGCUCGAAGAGGCCCUUUGUGCCCACGGAAGAGCCCGAGGUUGUGGGAGGGGUUGGUUUGUUGGGGUCCGACAUCGUGACUGAAGGAAUUAAGUGUGUGAUGUUUAGUAGAUGGUCUUCGCAAUGUUGCUACUCAAGGA